Messenger RNA from Panthera uncia (snow leopard), 2245 nucleotides. RefSeq names its product sterile alpha motif domain containing 14 (gene SAMD14). Gene Ontology annotation, molecular function: actin filament binding. Bases 1 to 1254 code for a protein of 417 amino acids. NCBI's taxonomy places the organism in Eukaryota, Metazoa, Chordata, Mammalia, Carnivora, Felidae. The transcript has 9 exons. Gene Ontology annotation, cellular component: cytoplasm; dendrite; postsynaptic density. Gene Ontology annotation, biological process: neuron projection development; actin filament organization; calcium-mediated signaling. The record is from RefSeq and is a predicted model, not a curated record.
AUGGCUUCUUCAAAGCUACGAGAACCUGCAGACGAGGUUUUUGACCUGGACUUGGCUGUGCCAGAGACCGUCAGACUGGACAGCAGUUUACAUAAGGCCCGAGCCCAGCUACUGGCCAAGGGCCGGAGACACCGACCUUCCCGCUCCAGGCUUCGGGACAGUGCCAGCUCUGCAGAGGAUGGCGAAGGCUCCGAUGGGCCCGGAGGCAAGGUGACGGACGGCUGCGGGAGCCCCCUGCACCGGCUGCGCUCGCCUCUGCACUCGGGCCCGGGGUCCCCGGCGGGGGGCUCUUUCUGCCUGGAGCCUCCGGGGUUGCGGCGCAGCCUGGACGAAGACGAGCCGCCGCCCUCGCCGCUCACACGCUACCGGCCCCUGCACAACGCCACCUCGCACGAGGGCCUGGCCGCCGCCUCCUGCUCGCCGCCGCGCUCCGCGCCCUCCUCGGACAGCUCGCCCAGCUUCGUGCGCCGCCACCCGCGCGCGGAGCCGCACAGCGAAGAUGACAGCCGGGACGCCAGCCCCCCUGAGCCUGCCAGCCCCACCAUCGGCCUGGAUAAGAAGACUCGCCGCAAGUUCUUGGACCUGGGGGUCACCUUACGCAGAGCAUCCACUAGCAAGAGCCGGAAGGACAAGAGCAGCAACCGCUUGUCCAUGGGCAGCAGGGAGUCAGUGGAGGGGUCCGGCAGGUCAGGGGGCUCCCCGUUCCUGCCCUUUUCCUGGUUCACAGACAGCGGCAAGGGCUCGGCGUCCUCUGGCAACACCACCUCCCCCGCCUGCUCCCCUAAACACGAGGGCUUCAGCCCGAAGAAGUCGGCUUCUCAGGAAUCCACCCUGAGUGAUGACUCCACACCGCCCAGCAGCAGCCCCAAGAUCCCCAGUGGUCCCCGGCAGGAGACCAAGUGUUCCUACCCCUACCACACGCUGUCCCAAUCUUCGGAUGAGUUCCUGGACGAACCUCUCCCCACUGUCCACCACUGGACCAGUCAGCAGGUGGGCCAGUGGCUGCACAGCCUCAACCUGGAGCAGUAUGCCGCUGAGUUCGCCGCGCGGCAGGUGGAUGGGCCCCAGCUCCUGCAGCUGGAUGGAAGCAAACUGAAGAGCCUGGGGCUCAGCAACUCGCAUGACCGGGCGCUAGUGAAGCGGAAGGUGAAGGAGCUGGCAGCGGCCGCUGAGAAGGAGCGCAAGGCCCAGGAGAAGGCCGCACGGCAGCGCGAGAAACUCCGGCGCAGGGAGCAGGAGGCCAAGAAAAGCUAGGGGAGGGCGAGGGGCAGGCACCGGCACCCAGGCGCUGGCGGCCGCCGGGCUCGGUGGGCACAGGCCUCAGCGAGAAGGCGGGGCCUGGGCGCCAAGCUUGGGCUGGCCUGGCCCCACACUCUCAGGGGGGUACAUGCCCUCUCCCACCCUGUCACUCGGUCUGGACCCAGAUCCCCCCGAAAGGGACACCCCAGGAGAGGGCCUGGUGAGAAAUCCAAUUUUAAGGACGUUUGGCACGGAGUCCCUAGGGGAGCUGGCAGGUUACGGGCAGAGGGCAGAGAGGCCAGGGCUGAACAGGUCUGGGAGCCCUGAGGCACCUGGGUCAAGUCUGACCCUCUGCCCUCAGGCCACGGCGGUGCUGGCCGGCAGUGAGCUGGGACACCUGCCUGGCCUGCCUGCCUGCCUUCUAGAGGCCCUGAGAUGGGGCCAGGGUCCCAGGGCUGAGGGAGGUAGGAAGCACCUCAGCAGGAGCGGGUGGCUAGAGCUGUCCCUCUCCAGCUCUCGGAGGUGGCGGUGUGCUGGGAGAGCUCCGUGCUCCCCAGGGAGGCCGGGAGGUGCUGCAGCAAGAUGCACUCAGGGUAGACUCCCGGUCUACACUCCUGAACGGGAGCGCGGAGAAAGCGGCAUGGUCAUCCCACGCGAUCUUUGCAAGGACCUUAGGGGCAGGAAGGGAGGAUGAAAACCUCCCCUUCCCCUUCCCUGUCCUGUGGGUCCCAGUGGUGAGAUGACAGCCAUACAGAUCUGUCCCUCUGGGGCCCAUUCAAGGCCUGGUCUUUGACCUGCUCUCUAACACAGGGCACACGUCUGUUGCUCCCUCAGAGGACACCUGAGACCUCUCUGGGGACAGAGCAAACUUGGGAGCUGGGGGGGGGGGGACAGGAUACCCCCAACCAGUGCCUAGGUGGUACUGAACAGGUGAACCCUCACGCUAGCUGGGUAGAGAGGCACCAUCUGGGGUCCCCCCGCAAUCUCUUGGAAGGGUUCAUCAACU